AUGAGAGCACAGCACAAACAGCACGAAGGGCAAGAGCACAUGUGCCAGGGAGUCCAGGGGGGUGGGGAGGUUGCAGCUGGAGCAGAAACCAGGGAAGACCUUACAGAGAUUUCCUGCAUGCAAGGCUUCCAAAAAAAGGCGACUGGUGUCCUCAAUGGGAUUGCAGAGCUUCCAGUAAUAUCUGCGGAUGGGGCCCCAAUCCAAAUAGGCAGGAACAAGCUAUACCGGGGGAAGAGACGCGUAAGAGAAAUUGCCCAGGUGAAGAACAUAAUCGGCGACCUCCCUCCUCCAGGAGGUCCGACAGCCCUUGAGGGUGUGACUUUUCUCGAUGACCUGGAGGGUGGGGGCAGCAUCAUCGACUGGGACGCCCUCCCUGCAUCUUGCGACCCACGGAGGUUCCUGCAGUCCAAAGAUCCGUCGACAAGUGGCCGCGCAAUGAGGAAGCGUUGGCAGGUGGAGAGCUUCUGCCUCUUGUUGCGUCGCCUGCUGUCGACACCGCAGCGACAGAAGGUGGUGGACUUUGGCUGUGGCACCGGCUGCCUGGUGGUCCCCCUGGCCCACCUCUUCCCCGCACACCAGUUCGUAGGCCUGGACAUGAAGGCCCAGGCGCUGAGGAUACUUGAGGAUAGGGCACUGGCGGCUGGAGUGCAGAACCUGAGCACAGUACUCUGCAUGGUUGAGCACUACGAUGAGCCUUUCGACGUGUCCCUUGCGCUGCAUGCCUGCGGCAACGCCACGGACCACGCGCUGCUCCAAGCCCAACGGCGGCGGGCGGCGUACAUUGUCAGUCCCUGCUGCGUAGGCAAAUUGAAGUUCUCGAUGGCGGGCGGCCCCUCGUUCCGCUCCCGCAGGACGAAGAGAGAGCGUGGGGUGGCUACCGUUUGUGAUGGGCAGGGGAAAGAUGCGGCGCAGCGCGAAGGCAGGGCGCAGAGGACGCCGCAGGUGCGACAUCCGCGCUCCCAGUGGAUGCGGACGGCGUUGAGGGAACCCGAGCAGCAGUUCAAACUCCUGGCCAAGAUCGGAGAUUUCGCCCUGUCCACCGCAUCGACCCCGACUGCGCUGGAGGAGGACGCGGAGACUGUCUCACGGCUUUGCAAGCUGCAUCUGGAGAUCGACCGGAAUGAAGCCGCCAAAGAGGUGGGCUACCGGGUUGGGCUCUUCAAGGCGAUCCACCACGACCGCAUGGCAAAGGGUGAUGUCUUGGCGGGUGUGCCAGAGGAGCGCAUUGAAUGGCAGGAGGUCUGGGCCCCGCUAUUCUGUCCACCAUCGCCACGGCCUUCGCACCUGGUCACCGCUGUGAUGUCUGAAAGCCACGUAGGGCCUCAAGACCCUGUGUGA
Ostreobium quekettii is the source of this 1338-nucleotide messenger RNA. NCBI's taxonomy places the organism in Eukaryota, Viridiplantae, Chlorophyta, Ulvophyceae, Bryopsidales, Ostreobiaceae. The record is from the annotation of a GenBank genome assembly.